Molecule: messenger RNA, 2168 nt
Organism: Dendroctonus ponderosae (mountain pine beetle)
Lineage: Eukaryota; Metazoa; Arthropoda; Insecta; Coleoptera; Curculionidae
Product: 15-hydroxyprostaglandin dehydrogenase [NAD(+)]
Exons: 5
Coding region: 282-1100 (272 amino acids)
Cellular component (GO): cytoplasm
Molecular function (GO): oxidoreductase activity, acting on the CH-OH group of donors, NAD or NADP as acceptor
Source: RefSeq, a predicted model, not a curated record
AAGAAUAAAUCUCAAAUAUCCUCUAGUACUUUACUAAAUUUACACAAUUAUUAGCUAAUAGUAAAUUUUUCAAUGCACACUUUUGGGUAUACCCUCUUAAUUGACAAACAAUGAAAUCGCCAUAAUAUUGUUUUCAAUUACCAAGAAUUCCUAUCGCUUCUUUUCCAUUAUCUUAUCGCAGCCGCUUGCUAAAUCAGGCAUUUAUUUAUAUUGAUCAUAACAGCAAAGUAGCCAAUGAAGUGUCUGUUCAAGUGCACAUUUGCAUCCAAAAAACAAAAACAAUGGUUGCCUUUUCCGUAAAGAACAAAGUGGCUUUGGUGACUGGAGGUGUGGCAGGAAUCGGCCUGGGAAUUGCCAAGGAAUUGUUGAAGAAAGGAGCCAAGGGGGUGGUUUUAGCCGAUAUCAACAAGAAAUUAGCAGGCAAAGCCCUGCAGGAAAUAGAAGAAACUUUCGGCAAAAAUAAAGCCAUUUAUGUGGAAACUGAUGUUCGCAGUAUUGAGCAGUUUGAAGAAGCCUUCCAGAAAACCUUAGAAUCCUUUGAGCAUGUGGAUAUCCUAGUAAACAAUGCAGGAAUUCUGGACGACAGUCGCUGGAAUGAUGAAGUGGACAUUAAUGUGAAAGGGACUAUAAAUGGUAUUCUCUUAGGCUUUGAAAAAUACCUUCCAACCAGCCGAUCUGGCAAGCAGGCGGUCAUCCUGAAUCUAAGUUCCACAGCAGGAGUGAAGGCGUUUAGCAACAUUCCCAUUUAUUCUUCCACGAAAUUUGCGAUUCAUGGAAUGACGCUUGGAUGGGGCGAUAAGGUUCAUUACGAACGGACCAAAGUUAAAGUAAUUGCAAUUUGUCCAGGUCCAACUCAGACAAAUCUGCUGGCUACCAUGUCUGGAAAAAAUUUGGGAGCUCCGUAUGAAGAGCAGCUGGCGCCAAAUAAUUCUGAUCUUAAAACACAAACUGUUGAACAAUGUGCUGCCGCUACUCUUCCAGUGAUAGAACUGGCUGAAACAGGCACCGUUUGGGUUAUCGAAGGUGGAGAACCUCCCUAUCAAUUUAUACUCCCCGAUCGCUUCAAAUUAACGGAGAAAUUCCACGUUUCAAAUAAAUGAAAUCGACAUUUUUAUAUUUUAUUUUACCUACUUAUUUGUGUGUUUCUUUUAUAAACUUGAACGUAUUUUUAUGUUUCGGCUUGGAAUUGAAAUGGGUGCGAUUAGCACUUAAAUUUUUUUGGAUUAUUGCUUUAUAAGUAAUUUGUUAUAUAAAAUACACAUUGAAUGCAAACAUCGAUUAUUUGUGUUAACAAACAUUGUCCAAUUUGCCCUCAAUCCUCCCAAACUACAUAAAAACCCAUGUAUGUAUAACUUUUCAUAUUUUGGUUGCGUGUUUUUUAACUGGGCUUUCGUCCACUAAGUAAGUUAUUUAAAUAUAUUUGCGUUGAAAAUAUAUAAAUAAAACCAACUGUAUGACUAUAGUAGUGUAAAAAUAAUAGGUGGGAAAAGUGAAUAGAGGUUUUUCCAAAUGAAGGUGUCUAAUAUUUUCCGUGUUUUCGUUUAACAAAGAGAACAAUAAAAAAACUGCUUAAAAUUGGGAAACUGAGUAAAAUAUACAUAAUAAACAAAUAAUUAAGGUAAAAUUUUCUUCAUUACAAAAUAGUCAAUUUAUUUGAGCUCGCUCGUUUGUAAAUUUUUUGCUCUCUUGAACUACACUCAAUUGAGAAAAUAUUUAGCGCAAGGAAUUUGGAGGCGUGAAAAUCUCAAAAUUUUUAUAGAAGAAAUAAUAUACAGGAUGUUUCUUAAUUGAGUACAAAAAUUUGACGAACGUAUUUUUAACCUGAAGUGAUGUGAUCAAAAAUGUUUCGUUUCCGAUCUAGAGUUUAUUAAAAUUUCCUAAACGUUGUCGCUUAAGUUUUUCAAUUUCCUUGUUUUCAUACGCUCCACAUCAUAAUUUUGUAAAAUGAACUGCCUAAGAACAAUCACAUUUUGUGAUUAAACGAAGGCGGAUAAUGAAAAAAUGUUAAGAGAUCGGAAACGAAGCAUUUUUGAUCCCAUGUUCAUAUUAACUUUUUCGCAUAAAAUUAGAUCAGGAAGGGUGCGAUUAGCACUUAAAUUUUUUUGGAUUAUUGCUUUAUAAGCAAUUUGUUAUAUAAAAUACACAUUCAAUAGAGGAAUGCAAACAUC